Molecule: messenger RNA, 4105 nt
Organism: Enhydra lutris kenyoni (northern sea otter)
Lineage: Eukaryota; Metazoa; Chordata; Mammalia; Carnivora; Mustelidae
Gene: RGS8
Product: regulator of G protein signaling 8
Exons: 7
Coding region: 217-759 (180 amino acids)
Source: RefSeq, a predicted model, not a curated record
GACUUCUCCCUGAGCUGCAGCCCGAGAGCAAGGAAGCAGAACUCCUUAACCCGCAGCCUCUCUGACCACCCUGUUGGCAAAGACCCGCAGGCCAUGAGGACUGGUCAAAGACAGUGAGAGGCCUCGAAAGGGUAAAUCCCUGUGCCCCGCAGUCCUAUCUCCCGCCCUGACGUCCCUGCACAUCGGCCAGAGUGUUAACCGUAAGCGCGUGCCUGUAUGGCCGCUUUACUGAUGCCACGCAGGAACAAAGGGAUGAGGACCCGCCUGGGAUGCCUGUCUCACAAGUCAGACUCCUGUAGCGAUUUCACAGCUAUUCUUCCCGACAAACCCAACCGCGCUCUAAAGAGACUAUCCACAGAAGAAGCCACGAGGUGGGCAGAUUCCUUUGAUGUGCUUCUGUCCCAUAAGUAUGGGGUGGCUGCGUUCCGCGCCUUCUUGAAGACAGAGUUCAGCGAGGAGAACCUGGAAUUCUGGCUGGCCUGUGAGGAGUUCAAGAAGACCAGGUCAACUGCAAAGCUGGUCUCCAAGGCCCAUAGGAUCUUUGAGGAGUUUGUGGAUGUGCAGGCUCCGAGGGAGGUAAACAUAGACUUCCAGACCCGAGAAGCCACGAGGAAGAACAUGCAAGAGCCAUCCCUGACUUGCUUUGAUCAAGCCCAGGGAAAAGUACACAGCCUCAUGGAGAAAGACUCUUAUCCCAGGUUCCUGAGGUCCAAAAUGUACUUAGAUUUGCUGUCCCAAAGCCAGAGGAGGCUCAGUUAGACCUCAUAUGGGGACUCUUGGAGAUCACUGGCUUUUCCCCUCCCUUUGCUGCCAAGACCAUAUUCUAACAUGAAAUCUCAUAGGUGUUCAAAAAGCAAUGGCACUUAGGUUGGGAGCCUGGGGAUGAGAAGUGGAUGAAAGGCCAUUCCAAAGUAAGAUCCAGUCACCAGAGCUUGGACUCUAUUCCAUUUACCCAUGUUUGUGUUUCGGUUAGUGGUAGCACCUUGCUGCUGUUACCUUUUUAUUGGGUCAGCAAAUUGCCCUCCAUAAUGCCUUGGGUCAUUGCCGCUGAGAAGGCAGAUUUGCUAUGCUGGGCUAUGUGUAAAUAAUGCAAAUGCAAUUUUCACCACUUCCACACCCUCCUCAGUUAGGAUUCCUGACUCUAACUUGUACCAUACCCCUGUGAGGAAGAGCUUAAAGACUCUGGCUCAUGUUUGUGAUUUGCUGUCACAAUGUAACGGCCAGUCCUGGGUGCUGGGACCUCACAAUGGAGAGAGGUCUCUGGGGAAUCCCAGGUUUCUAGCACUGUCAUUAACAGGUGGCCUUGGGAGAAGAGGCAAACUCCAUGGCUAUUUCUUCCAUUUCCAUUGGACCAGUAUGAGAAGCUGUGAUCACUGCCCAUCUUAGCCUAGGAAAUUCACAAGACUUUUUCACCCUCGCAAUUCCAGGGAGGGGCUUGGGAGAUGUCUUUCAUGAGUUCUGGUGUGGAGCUGCUUUUAAGAAGGAUACAGCUUGCAAAUCUUCUUCAAUUCUACCAAGAAGUAUUCCAGAAGUCAAAUGACCAGGGAACAUAGCACCAGUAGACUUUUGUGCAAUGGGGCACCAUAUAUCCUUUCCGUUGCUUACUGUAUUCUCUGCCCUCACCUCCCUGAAGCAUCACACAUCAUGAUCUCUUUGACAGACAGCUUGACAAAGGGAGGUGAAUUCCCAUAGCAUGGACAGCUUUCAUGGUGCCUAAUACUUUCCUUGUCUCUCCCUGUCCCCCCUUCCAUGCAGGUCAUGUAAUUAUGAUGGGGGAGAAUGGGAAUUUAGGCUGUAACUCUCCAGCUUGCUUCCUGGGAGCAUGCUUUCUUAGAAAGGUCUCUCUCAUGAGGGCCACCUUGGCUAAUCAGCAACUUCCUACUUGAUCUCUGACCUUUUGGGAUUGAACAUGGAACAGGAGGUGAGGCUAAGAUCACUGUGAACAUCUGGCUGUGGAGAAUCUUCCUAAAAUGCUUUCACGGUACCCUGAGGCUGCUUUUGGAACUGUGUCAGGAAACUCUUCCUUGGAGGACGAGCAUAAAGCUCUAGCUGACUGAGAAAAAGUGGACUUUGGCACAAGUCUGUAAUGCCCAAGAUGUGACUCCUUAGCAGAGAGACCAGAAAGUGGAAGAGGAGUCUAGAAGAGGUCAGUCUCCAGCUGGACCAAAUCACGGAGAAUAUGGUGGAGGUACUAUUGGGAUAAUUCACAGCCAAUGGAUUUGGAUUCAUUGCAGAUCUCCAAAACUUUCAGCUUGACUAAAUGAAAGAACUCUGAUUAGGCACAAGCUCUGGAGUUCCGGUGACUGAGAACUGGGUUGAAGCAUUCUCUCCGUGUGGGGCGAUGGGCCUCUUUAGAUGCAGCAGAUUCCAGCAUUUGCAUUCCUUUCCAGACACUCUGUGAAACUCUUUCUUCUUUGGCUGCAGCUAGACAAGGCCAAGGAGGCUCUUGAGUUGACUGGUUUUAGGGUCCAUUGCCCUGCCAUGACACAUUGUAUCUGUAAGUGAGGGUUGGCGAGUCUCUCUGAACCACCAAGGAGAGCAAGAACACAUGCCACCUGGCCCUCACACUGAAGCAUCCUGUGAAAUCUCAUGUUCCAGAACUCUGAAGCCUCGAACGGGUGUUCCUAGUUAGAUCAAGUAGUGUCCCCCUGCCCCCACUGGUAAAAAACCAUUCUUAGCUAAAGCUGCCAGAAUUAAUUUAAUGAUCGAAUUCUUGAACAGGGUAUUUUAAACAUUGUUUACACAUGAAAUGUGCAACUUCUGCCAACUCUACUGUUGAAUAUGAGCUGCACGUAAGUCAGAACAGCACAGAGUUCCCGAAAAAUGGAAUGUCUAAGAGGGGCCUUUUUACCGCUUCCACUGUCCCCAGAAGUCUGCACAAGAGUGUUGGGCCGUGGCCUCCCCUGAGGCCUGGAGUUUUUGCCAAUGGAAUGAAGGCUGCAGAUGGCGAUGUCAUGGCGCCCGGUGACUCCCCCCCAACGAUGGGGAGGCGUGAAGGACCAAGCUAGGGUGUCCUGAUUUUGCCGCUAUGGGAGGGUAUGUGGGCGUGUGUCUGUGUGUAGAGGAAUGCGAUAGCUCUAUUUAUGGUACUCCCGUGGAGUGUCUGCGUGCGUGCGUGCUUAUGUGACCACUGUGAGCGUGAGUCUAGUACCCCACAGAGAUGGUCUUCCCAUGCGGUGGAGCUGUCCUCACACCCUUUCUGUCCUGCUCUCUGCUCUCUGCUCCGAUGCCUAAGUUCAGGCACUUAGGUCAUGCCAACCCAGAUUUUGGUCUGUGAUGAAACAAAGAAAAAUGUUUACAACAUCUAGAGCAAUAUCAAAGCAUACCUCAUCCCUGACCUUCCAUGUCUCCCCGUCCUACCCUCUCUCCUAGUUCCUCUUCCAUGGGCCCUUGUCUGCCCCACUAGGUGGGCAUUUGCAGGGGCCCCUUCCAUGUAAGGUCUUCCUUUGGUCCUCAUGCCGGGCUCAUGCUGUGGACUGCCUUCUGGGCUCAAGGCUUGCUCUGGGCCUGGGCACUUUGAAGACCCAGGGCAAGCCAGGGCAGGAGGCCAGGCAGAGCGGUGGAUUUUAGGACUGCUCUCCACCCCGCAAGUGGCUUUUCGGCCCCACUUGAGUGUCAGCCUGUUUUUAAGCUAGUGUGAGAUUACCUGUUGCCUUGGGCAAACCAAAUAGAACCUAAUCUAUGACAACCCUUCGUAGUCCCAGGGUGCCUGUGGGGUAAGGACGCCCAGCAUCCUCGGAGUGUGCCCAGGGCUUACUGGGAAAGCCUGUUACAAGUGCUAAUUCUCAGGACGCACACCCAGAGAUGCUGAUCCAAAAGACUCGGCGGGGGGGGGCAUCCAGAAAACUGCAGUUUUAGUAAGUUCCCACGCAGUAGGCUUGGGAAAAAGAUGGUCUAAGACAGUGGCUCGCAGCCCUGGCUGCUCCUUGGAAUCCCCUGGCGACUUUUCAGACCUAAAUGUCCAGGUCCCACCCCAGAACAUCUUGGGGAUGGGACCCAAGGCAACAGUUGUUUGUUUAAAGCGACUCGGGUGAUUCCGUGUGGAUGAGGUCAGGAAGCACCGGCCUGGGGAGUGAGGAGGAGCACGGCUGAGAUUAACGGGGGG